Messenger RNA from Ordospora colligata OC4, 1905 nucleotides. Its product is annotated as dynamin-like vacuolar protein-sorting protein. Lineage: Eukaryota; Fungi; Microsporidia; Ordosporidae. Gene Ontology annotation, biological process: peroxisome organization. The coding region runs from base 1 to 1905 and encodes 634 amino acids. The record is from RefSeq and is a predicted model, not a curated record. The transcript has a single exon. Gene Ontology annotation, molecular function: GTPase activity; GTP binding; microtubule binding. Gene Ontology annotation, cellular component: cytoplasm; membrane; microtubule.
AUGGCGAGUAUAAAAAUUAUGGACUUGCUAAUUGAGAAAAUCAACGAGCUGCAAGACAUAUGCAUGGAAAAUAACAUAGCAAGCAGGAUGGAUCUUCCACAGAUAGUGGUUAUCGGAAGUCAGAGCUCUGGAAAAAGCAGUGUUUUAGAGAACAUUGUUGGGAGGGACAUACUUCCAAGAGGAACCGGAGUUGUUACAAGAAGGCCAUUGAUUCUUCAACUCAUCCACAAUAGCACAGAAGACUAUGCUGUUUUUAACCAUGCACCUGACACAAAGUACACUAAUUUUGAAGAAGUUAGAAGGGAAAUAGUAAAUGAAACCAGCAGAAUCCUUAAGUCCAAGAACGAUGUAUCGCCACUGCCAAUCACAUUGAAGUACUACUCUCCAAAGGUUUUGACACUAACACUAGUUGAUCUCCCAGGCUUAGUAAGAGUGCCCACGAAUGAUCAGCCAAAAGAUAUAUGUGCCAAGAUAUCUGAGAUAUGCAGGAAGUAUGUAUCGAAUAAGAAUGCAUUGAUACUUGCAGUAUCAUCUGCAAAUACUGAUAUAUCAAAUUCUGAUGCACUUCAGCUUGCCAGAGAGGUUGAUCACGGAUAUGAAAGAACAAUCGGCGUCCUUACAAAAAUUGACCUGAUGGAUAACGGUACUGAUGUUGUUGAUGUAUUGGCAGGUCGUGUGAUAUGCCUUAGACUGGGAUUUGUUCCUGUUGUAAACAGAAGUCAACUAGACAUAGAGAGAAGUAAAGGCAUUCAACAGUCUCUGGAUGACGAAGAGGAGUUUUUUGCAACACAUGAAUCAUAUAAGAGAAACAAAGCAUAUUGUGGAACGCGAUAUCUGAUAUCGAAGUUGCACAAUAUUCUUCAUGAACAUAUAAGACAGUGUCUUCCUGAGCUUCAAGAAAAGAUAUCUAAUGGGAUUGUUCAGGCACAGGCAAAUCUUCGGGAUCUCGGAAAUGUACCUUUGAGUCCUAAAGAGAACGUAAUGAGGAUAAUUAAUAGCAUUUCAAGGCGGUUCAGUGACAUUCUUUGUGGAAAUCUUGAGUCUAAGGGAAGUGAGCUAAUGGGAGGUGCAAGACUCAGCUAUGCAUUUAAUCACCACUUUGCAAGGUUCAUAAGUAAACUAAAUGCAUUUGACAACAUCCAGGACGAUCAGGUAAGAACACUGUUAUACAAUUCAAGUGGAUCGUCAUCAGUGGUGCUUUUUGGACAUGGAGCAUUUGAGAAGCUUGCGAAGCAGUCUGUUGAGUCAUUUAGAAUGCACAGCCUGAAGCUUGUGAGUAUUGUAUUUUCAGAGCUUGUAAGAAUGAUUAAGCAUAUUGUUAGUGUGUCUAUAAUGGCAAGAUACCCGGUCCUUGGCGAGAAGAUAAUCAGCAGUGCUGUUGCAAUGUUAAAGGAGCGAAGCGAUGCAACGCAUCGGCUUGUGGAGUCAUUCAUUGACUGGAAUACUGCGUACAUCAGUACAAAGCAUCCUGACUUCAUCAAGUGGAGUGAAAUGCUACCAAAGGAAUAUGAAGGUGCAGUGGAAAGCAGGAAAGCAGAGAAGAUAGACUUUUACAAGGGAAUGGACAAUAAGACAGUUCUUGAUUCAAUUCCAAAUGUACUUAAGAUUAGAGAUGGACUGAGUGGACAGGAGGCAAUGGAAAUGAAUAUUAUCAAAUCAAUGGUAGACUCCUAUUUCGAGAUUAUCAAGAAAACUGUUAUUGACCAGGUUCCAAAGGCAAUUAUGUGUGAGCUCGUCAGGAAGUCAGAGAGCCAAAUACAGGAGAUGCUUUUCAUGGAAAUAUACAAUAGAGACGAUCUGGAUGAAAUAGCAUCUGAGUCAGAAACAAUCAAGACAGAAAGAACCGGGGUUGAAAUGACACUUAAGGCUCUUAAGCAGGCAUAUGAUAUAAUAUGUUCACUAUGA